UUUGAAGAACAGGAAACAAACCUUUCAACAGCUCAAAAGCGUAAAGAAACGUGAAAAUUGUGAACACUGCCGAAACAUCAGAAUACGUAUACAUCGGCAGAUAACAGAGAUAGAAACAGGAACGAAACGUUGUUUUCAAGUGAAGUAAUUUUAAUAGUGCUGCUGAGAAACAAUUUGUUUGGCUAGCCUGGGUGCGAGGCAAGGGUUGUGUUUGAAUCUCCGACUCGAGGGAGGCGCCCUCCUUUUAGCUUGUGCAUGUUGAACAUUUUAUCUAUUUAACUUUUACACCUUUUGGGGAAUCUGCUUAAAGAUGGGGUGUACUCUGAGCACGGGUGAUAAGGCGGCGCAGGAGCGCAGUAAAAUAAUCGACAGGAAUUUACGGGACGACGGGGAAAAAGCAGCACGGGAAGUCAAGCUGCUUCUGCUCGGUGCUGGGGAGUCAGGGAAGAGUACCAUUGUCAAACAGAUGAAGAUCAUCCAUGAGGCGGGCUAUUCAGAGGAGGAGUGUAAGCAAUACAAGGCGGUGGUGUACAGCAACACCAUCCAGUCCAUCAUCGCCAUCAUCAGAGCCAUGGGGCGCCUCAAGAUAGACUUCGCUGAAGCAGCCAGAGCGGAUGAUGCUCGUCAGCUGUUUGUGCUGGCGGGAUCGGCAGAGGAGGGCUUCAUGACCGGUGAGCUGGCCGGAGUCAUCCAGCGCCUCUGGAAGGACGGGGGGGUCCAGGCCUGCUUUGGCCGCUCACGAGAGUACCAGCUCAAUGACUCGGCUGCCUAUUAUCUGAAUGACCUGGACAGGAUAGCCCACGGAGCGUACGUGCCCACCCAGCAAGACGUGCUGAGGACCAGGGUGAAGACCACCGGCAUCGUGGAGACUCAUUUCACCUUCAAAGACCUCCACUUCAAAAUGUUUGACGUGGGGGGUCAGAGGUCUGAGAGGAAGAAGUGGAUACACUGCUUUGAGGGAGUCACCGCCAUCAUCUUCUGUGUGGCGCUCAGUGACUACGACCUUGUGCUGGCCGAGGAUGAGGAGAUGAACCGGAUGCAYGAGAGCAUGAAGCUGUUUGACUCCAUCUGCAACAACAAGUGGUUCACAGACACCUCCAUCAUCCUCUUCCUCAACAAGAAGGAUCUGUUUGAGGAGAAGAUCCAAAAGAGUCCUCUCACUAUCUGUUACCCGGAGUACGCAGGCUCCAACACGUACGAGGAGGCAGCAGCCUACAUCCAGUGUCAGUUUGAGGACCUGAACAAGAGGAAGGACACCAAGGAGAUCUACACCCACUUCACCUGUGCCACCGACACCAAGAAUGUGCAGUUUGUCUUCGACGCAGUCACCGACGUCAUCAUCAAGAACAACCUGAAGGACUGUGGCCUCUUCUAGGGCAGUGUGGUGGCCAGCGUGUGUUCAGUGACCAUUUUCUUUGGGACGUCUGUGGCUGGAGGGGGUUGGAUCAUGGACACUUUGUAGAGAACCUCACUUUUAACCUCUUAACUUUAAACUCAAAGUUUUUAAAAUGCCAUGUAGAAAACGUUUGUCUAAAAUAUUUGUACAACUGUCACUAUGGCUGGAGUUUUUCACUGUUUUUAAGAUGUUUUUGUUUUAACCGGUCAAGUUAUUUAAAAAAGGAUGGAGGGUGGCCUUUGCAUUUGUUUCUUCUA
This is a messenger RNA of Salvelinus sp. IW2-2015, 1653 nucleotides long. Its product is annotated as guanine nucleotide-binding protein G(i) subunit alpha-1. Lineage: Eukaryota; Metazoa; Chordata; Actinopteri; Salmoniformes; Salmonidae. The record is from RefSeq and is a predicted model, not a curated record. Gene Ontology annotation, cellular component: heterotrimeric G-protein complex. Gene Ontology annotation, biological process: adenylate cyclase-modulating G protein-coupled receptor signaling pathway. Gene Ontology annotation, molecular function: G protein-coupled serotonin receptor binding; GTP binding; GTPase activity.